AUGCAAUUCUCUCCGCUCCUGGCCAUUGCCAUUGCCAGCGCCGUCGCCGCUCAAUCUCCUCUCGCUAUUGUUUAUUCCGACUCCGACUCGUCCGGGCUAUCGGAGCCAAUUCUCGCGGAAGGCGAAUGCGUCGGCAUCGGGUCCAGUGGCAUGGCUCCUGAGGUGGGAUCCAUCUACGUCGCCCCAGACGUCACAUGCACCACCUACUUUGACCCGGGGUGCCAGGACACGAAUCAGGUCUUCUCAAGCACCCAGUCCGACAUCCCGGGAGAGCGGGACGCACAAUCUAUUCUUUGCCAGAAGAAGAACUAG
Molecule: messenger RNA, 312 nt
Organism: Aspergillus japonicus CBS 114.51
Lineage: Eukaryota; Fungi; Ascomycota; Eurotiomycetes; Eurotiales; Aspergillaceae
Exons: 2
Coding region: 1-312 (103 amino acids)
Source: RefSeq, a predicted model, not a curated record